AUGGGCGGUCGGGCUGUUACUGGUACUCGCGUUGAAAUGUUGAUUUCGGGGCUGCUGCCGUCACGAAGCGGUCAGAGGGCGACGUGGCAAGUGAGAAAAAACGAGUGGGAAAUUACGGAGCCAUUUCUGAUCUGGCAUUCUACGGGUGUUACGAUGCUUGAUGAUGGCUUUGUAGUGGGUGAGGACGUUGAAUCGGGCUUUUUGGCGCAGCAAGACGCUUGA
Messenger RNA from Colletotrichum gloeosporioides, 222 nucleotides. RefSeq lists its product as uncharacterized. Bases 1 to 222 code for a protein of 73 amino acids. The record is from RefSeq and is a predicted model, not a curated record. The transcript has 2 exons. Lineage: Eukaryota; Fungi; Ascomycota; Sordariomycetes; Glomerellales; Glomerellaceae.